Heterostelium album PN500 is the source of this 2616-nucleotide messenger RNA. Its product is annotated as putative protein serine/threonine kinase. The transcript has 4 exons. Gene Ontology annotation, molecular function: protein serine/threonine kinase activity; ATP binding. Gene Ontology annotation, cellular component: cytoplasm. The record is from RefSeq and is a predicted model, not a curated record. Bases 1 to 2616 code for a protein of 871 amino acids. Gene Ontology annotation, biological process: protein phosphorylation. NCBI's taxonomy places the organism in Eukaryota, Evosea, Eumycetozoa, Acytosteliales, Acytosteliaceae.
AUGGUAGCAGGAUACAUCUGUCAAUAUAGUAAAAUUGGAAUGGGAUUUAAAGUUGAAAUGACUGCCUGUGAAGGUAUGAAAAGAUUUAAUACUAUUAUCAUUGUUCUAAAUAAACAAAAACAACAACAAACACCAAUAGAAAUUGAAGUAGUUUCUGCAGGUGAAGUUGUAAACAACAACAACAACAAUGAUCAUUAUAAUCCAACGUUGGUUGAAAUUGAUUCAACUGAAGAUAAUGACACCACUCCCCUAAUCUCUCAUACUCCAAAAGGUCUUUGGAGAUAUAAGAUCAUGGAUAAACUAUUUGAAAUUGGUAAUAGUAUGUUUGAGGCACCCUCUGAAAAGAUCAACACUUUGAAUCUCUCAAAGAAAAAAAGAUAUAUAUCGGAGCGUGCAGGUAAUAUGUUGGGUGUCUCUGGUAAUAUCUAUGAGAUACACGGACGUCGGUAUUCGGAGCGUUCUAAGAUUGCAGAGGGUGGAUUCGGUCUUGUCUACUUGGUACGCGAUGACUACAACCGACAAUACGCAUUGAAACGUAUGUUCAUUCAAGAGAAAGAUCGUUUAGAUACAGUCGUUGGUGAAAUAGGUAUAAUGCAACAAUUGAAAAAUCAUAAAAAUAUUGUAAAAUUGGAAGAUUAUAAAAUCGUUGAGAAUAGGGAGAAAAGAGAAACAGAGGUUCUAAUGCUAUUGGAGUUUUGCUCUGGUGGCAGUGUUUUGGAUAUUAUGAAUCAUCGUGGUGAACAAUCGAGAUUGUCCGAACGUGAAAUACUUGCUAUCUUCUCUGAUACUUGUAAUGCCGUUGCUGAAUUACAUUCUCAACAACCACCAUUUGCUCAUCGUGAUUUAAAAAUUGAGAAUAUUUUGUAUUGUGAAACAAGUUGUUGCUAUAAGUUGUGUGAUUUCGGAUCUGCCACCAUUAAGACUUAUGAUACCGGUGCCGAUUCCGAUAGGAAUAGAGCGGAGGACGAUAUCAAUACCUAUACUACGCUGUUCUAUCGUGCACCGGAGAUGGUCGAUCUCUACCGGCGUCAGGUGAUCAGUGAGAAGGUCGAUAUCUGGGCACUGGGUUGCUUGCUCUUCAAGAUGGCAUUCUAUGUCGAUCCGUUCGAUGGUGCCUUGGCAAUCAUGAACGCACGCUACCAGAUUCCAACCGGUUCUAGAUACUCACAGGCAUUCCACAGUUUGAUCGAGUUUUGUUUGGUAUCUGACCCCGAGCAACGUCCAUCGAUCUUUGACGUCAUGCAGAGACUUGACGAGAUUCGCGGUGGUGGUAGCGGUGGUGGAAGAAGACAAGGUUUACAAACAUUUGCAUCUCCACAGAAACAACAACAAAGUCGUCCACUUUCAAACUCUGAUCCAUCAUCUAGAGCUACUACCACUUCGAACAACUCGACUCCAUCGGUCUCAUCGCCUGCCUCCACUUCGAGCCGAUCGUCACCAGCAUCUACUCCAACUACCGCUCGUAAGCAGAAUCUCUUUGAUGUAUUGGAUUGGUCUGAUAGCAACGGAAAUCAAAGUGGUAACAGCAACAGCACCAAUUCCUCACGUAACGGUACUCCACAGCAAUUCCAAACGUCACCGACUUCAUCAACCAAUUCCUCUCAUAACAAACCACAACAAUCGUCAUUAAUAGAUGAUUUCGAUUGGUCUGUUUCAUCAUCUUCAACUCCACCGAUUCAACAACAACAACAACAACAACAACAGAGAAAUAACAAUAAUAACAACUUUACAUCUAAUAAUAACAACACAUUUGGUCAGUCAAAUGGAUUGAAUAAUAACAAUCAACAUAAUAGUAAUAACACUACUUUUAGUGGGUUUGUAUCAUCAUCGACAUCAUCAACAAACAGUGAAUUUGAUUUCGAUCCAUUCGGUCCAGCCACUACCCCUCUAAAACCAACAGCUGCUUCAAACUCCACCAAACCCAAGCAACAGGAUGAAAUUUCAUUUGAAACAGUCAAUACCAACUUUAGUAAUGUCAGUUUGAACAACAGUGGUAAUAACAACUACAAUAGACCACAGCAAAAUGGACAACAACAAUCAAGCAACAACACUUUCACAUGGUCCUCUUCACCUUCACCUUCACCUACAAUCAACAAUAACAAUAACAACAACAAACCAAAUGGUAUGUUCCAAUCAACUUCCACUCCAUCUACUCCACAACAACAACAACAACAACAGAACGGUUCAUUCAAUAGUUUCUUAAAGACUACUAGCAGUGCACCAAGUACUCCAUCACCAAUUUCAUCUAACAACAACAGCAUCAACAACAACAACAAUAACAGUAGCAGUUCUAACAAAUCUAAUUUCACAGCUUUUGAUCAACCACUAAAGCCAAUUUCAUCGACACCUGGAAGCACCAAACCGAAUUUAAAGAACAGUGCUGGUAGUUCCACUCCAUUACAACCAACUACCACACCACCAGUGAAACCAAACUACAAUAUCGAUUUAAAUUCUUUUACACAGUCCAAUUCCAAUAACAACUUUUAUGGACAUGCUUCUAACCUCAAAGCACAGGGUGCCAGUGCAAACAACAAUAACAAGCCAGCAAAUAACACCAAUGUCAAUCAAGCAUUCACAUUCGAUAGUUUUGCAAUGUAUCAAAAGACAAAACAAUAA